CAGACGAUUGUUGUGUGUGCCAGCUGCGAGUGAAGUUGUGUGAGAGGAGAGAGAGACAGUUGACAACUCCUCCAUCAUCAACACAAAGUCAAUCGCCAUGGCCCCAAUCAAAAGAAAAGGGGGCUCAGCCGGCGAUGCGGCACCCCAAGUCCCAGCCAAAAAACAGCAGGCUGCGGCAGACGGACGGCCGUCCAAGAGACAGCGACAGACGGAGCCCUCCGCAUCCAAAGGCGGCGAUCAAAAACCUGCAAAAGCCAGUGCUCCUCCAGCAUCAAGCCUUUCUGCGCUCAAGGAGGAUGAACCUUCUUUCCCCCGAGGUGGUGCGAGUAUCUUAACCCCACUGGAGCACAAGCAAAUUCAAAUCGACGCUACAAGAGACGUUCUGUUUGAGCAAAAUGCGUCCAAGAAAGGCAAGAAGCCUGUGACGGAGGAUGGCGACGUCGACAUGGAGGAUGCCGGCGCUCCAAAGGCUGGAAAACCAAAGUCAAAGUCGAAGAAGAAGAAGAAUGCUCAACCCGAGGCCGAAGAGGAAAAAGGCGUGCGAAUUGAAGGUUUGAGCUACAAGAGAUUGAUGCCCGGAUCUGUGGUCCUAGGCUGCAUCUCCCAGAUCAAUACGAAUGAUAUUGCGCUUGCGCUCCCUAAUAACCUGACUGGCUACAUCCCACUGACCGCUGUUUCGGACAAACUUACCGAGAGAAUUGAGGCGCUGCUGCAGGAGGAUGAGGAUAAAAGCGAUGAGGAGGAAGACGAUGAUGACAAGGACAUUGAUUUGAAGUCCAUCUUCUCUGUCGGCCAGUAUCUCCGUGCCUACGUCACAUCCACCAGCGAAGAGAGUGCGUCAAAUAAGGCGAAGAAACGGAUUGAACUCUCCAUCAACCCGCGCGCAGCCAACCCGGGCUUAUCGAAGUCAGAUCUGAUCGUCAACAGCAUGGUGCAAGCAUCGGUCACUAGCGUUGAAGAUCACGGUCUGGUCAUGGAUGUUGGCAUUGAUGAUAAAUCGUUAAAAGGCUUCAUGUCUUCAAAUGAAGUCGGAUACAAUGUCGACCAUUCCAAGAUCCAAGAAGGAGCGGUAUUCUUAUGCACGGUCACCGGUCAUAGCGCCAACGGAAAUAUCGUAAAGCUGUCCGCCGACAACCAAAAGGCUGGUAAUCUGAAGAAGAUUGGCUUCUUGACUGAUGCGCCUACUGUCGAUGCAUUCCUUCCUGGUUCUGCCGUUGAGAUAUUGGUGGAGGAUUUCACUCCUGCCGGCGUUGCUGGCAAAGUGAUGGGUAUGCUGGAUGUCACCGCCGAUGUGCUCCAUUCCGGCCUUAGCUCUGGCUCAAAGAGCCUGGAGAAGAAAUUCAAGGUGGGAAGCAAGGUCAAGGGCAGAAUCAUUUGCACUUUCCCAAAUGCGGAGCCAAAGAAACUAGGUGUCUCCUUUCUUGAUCAUGUACUCUCCCUCUCGCCGCAGACAAUUGGCGGGGGUGAAGACGAGAAGGGUCCUCUUGACCAGAUCCCCAUUUCUUCUUUCGUCAAUGAAGCCAAGGUGGUCAAGGUCGAUCCUGUGCUAGGUCUCUUCAUGGACAUCGGUGUGUCUGGUGCGGCCGGGUUUGUGCACGUGUCGCGAGUCAAGGAUGGCAAGGUUGACACUCUAUCCGAGUCAACUGGCCCGUACAAGGAAGGCUCCGUUCACAAGGCCAGAGUUCUCGGCUACAAUCCAAUGGAUAGGUUAUUCUUGCUCUCUCUGGAGCAACACAUCCUGGAUCAACCCUUUCUUCGCGUCGAAGAUGUCAAGGUCGGAGAGAUUGUCAAGGGCAAAAUCGAGAAGCUAAUUGUCAAUGCCACUGGUUUUGGCGGUGUCUUGGUCAAUCUUGCCGAGGGUAUCUCUGGCCUUGUUCCAGAAAUGCAUCUGACCGACGUUCACUUGCAACACCCAGAAAAGAAAUUCCGGGAGGGCAUGUCGGUCACCGCCCGCGUUCUAUCCACGAAUCCUGAGAAGAGACAAAUUCGAUUGACUCUGAAGAAGACGCUUGUCAAUUCGGAGAGUGCCAUCUGGAGCUCUUACGAAGACGUGACUGUUGGCGCUAGCUCACCGGGUGCUCUCAUCAACAUCCUGAACAAUGGGGCUGUUGUUCAGUUCUACGGAACCCUUCGGGCAUUCCUGCCCGUUUCGGAGAUGAGUGAAGCUUAUAUUCAAGACCCCAAGCAGCAUUUCCGCGUUGGCCAGGUCGUGAACGUCCAUGUUCUGUCUGUUGACGCAGCGGCUCAGAAGAUGAUUGUAUCCUGCAAAGAUCCUUCAGUCUUUGGACAAGCUCAACAGGCUGCUUUCAAGGAGCUUCCUCUGGGUGGCACCGUCAGCGCAAGCGUUAUGGAAAAGUCUGACGAUGACAUUUCAGUUGAAAUCCAAGGUGCUGGAUUGAAGGCGACGUUACCCGCCGCGCAUCUCACGGAUGGCUCAACGCAGAAGAACGCUAAUGCGUUGAAGAGAAUUAGGGUUGGACAGACCCUUCAGGAUCUUGUCGUUAUUGAGAAAUUGGAGGGAAAGCGACUGAUUGUGCUCAGCAGCAAGCCCAGCUUAGUCAAAGCGUCCAAGGCUGGCAGCUUGCCGAGCAAAUUCGCCGACAUCAAACAGGGAAGCAAAAUUGAAGGCUUCGUCAGGAACGUCACUCCCAAUGCAGUUUUUGUCCAGUUCGCUGGCGGUCUUGUGGGUCUUCUGCCCAAGUAUCAGCUCACCGAUGACUUGCUUCAAUUGCCUGAGUUUGGGCUUCAAAAGCAUGCUUCAAUCUCUGUCAAGGUUCUCUCAAUCGACCACGCCGGACAGCGGUUCUUGCUUACGAUGAAGGAGCCUCGCCCCGAAAAAGAGGCUCCAACCAAGGCUGCCAAGGGCCCCGCCCCCUUUGCGGACCCUACUGUAGUAAACCCUUGUGAUGGCACAACGACACUGAUGGACGACUUCACAUUUGGAAAGAUUACCAAAGCUCGUAUUGCCUCUGUGAAGGACACCCAGCUAAAUGUCCAACUUGCGGAUAAUGUUCAGGCUCGAGUCGACGUGUCCGAGGUUUUUGAUGGGUGGGAUCAGAUUAGGGAUAGAAAGCACCCCCUCAAGAGUUUCCACGCCAAGCAGGAGAUUUCAGUCCGGGUUAUUGGUAUCCAUGACCAGAGAAACCAUCGAUUCCUUCCAAUCACGCAUCGAUCCAGCAAGACUCCAGUCUUUGAGCUCACUGCUAAGCCCAGCGAUGUUGCCGCAGCUGAGCUGGACGUUCUUUCCCUGGAGAAGGUCAAGGUCGGCUCAAACUGGAUUGCAUUCGUCAACAACGUUUCGGAUGAUUGCAUAUGGGUGAACCUCUCACCAAACGUCCGAGGAAGAAUAAAGCUCAUGGAUCUCUGCGAAGACGUCUCACUUCUCCAUGAUGUCGAGCGGAACUUCCCAGUUGGAUCCGCCAUUCGUGCGCACGUUGUCAGGGUUGACGUUGCCAAUAACCGACUUGAUCUGUCUGCGAGGGCAAAGACCUCGACUGGAUUGACCAUUGACAAGAUAUCGGGGGGCAUGGUUAUUCCAGGACGAAUCACCAAGGUCACGGAAAGAAAUCUCAUGGUGCAAUUGAGUGACACAGUCUCCGGACCGGUUGGUUUGACCGAUUUGACCGACGAUUUCUCGCAAGCCAACCCUACUGUCCACAACAAGAAUGACGUUGUACGUGUUUGCGUAACGGAAGUUGAUGAACCUAAUAAGCGGGUCACCCUCUCCAUGAGACCAUCAAGAGUCCUCAACUCUUCUCUUCCCGUCAAAGAUCCCGAAGUCAGCAACCUGUCUCAACUGAAGGUCAACGAUAUUGUGCGUGGAUUCGUCAAGAACGUUGCCAAUGAGGGGCUUUUCGUCAGCCUCUCUCCCAAAGUGACGGCUUUUGUCCGCAUCUCGGAUCUUUCCGACUCCUUCAUUAAGGACUGGAAGUCCGCCUUCCAGAUUGACCAGCUCAUCAAGGGCAAGGUCGUUGCAGUCGAUCCUUUGCUCAACCACGUCCAGUUGAGCUUGAAGGCUUCUGUUAUUGACAAAGAUUAUGUUCCUCCGAUCACUUUCAACGAUAUUGAAGUUGGCCAGGUCGUGACCGGUAAGGUCCGGAAAGUUGAGGAUUUUGGUGUCUUCAUUGUGGUCGAUGGAUCUGUCAAUGUCAGUGGUUUGUGCCACCGUAGCGAGAUGGCAGAGCACCGGGUCCAGGACGUCAGGAAGUUGUAUAACGAGGGCGAUGCAGUCAAGGCCAAGGUUCUCAAGGUGGACCGAGAGAAGCGUCGCGUUGCCUUUGGUCUCAAGGCUGCGUACUUUGAGGAAGGCGAGGAGAGCGAAGAAGAGAGCGAUGAAGAUGCUAUGGAAGGUGUCCAGCUUGAAGGCUCCGACGACGAAUCUAGCGAAGGAGGCAUCAGCAUUGAUCUUAACAAUGUCCAAGACAUGGAGAGUGAUGAGGAAGGCGAGUCAGACGAGGAGGAAGAGGCAGGCGAGGAGGAAGAAGAAUCUGACGAAGAAGAGGAUGAGGAUGAGGAUGAGGAUGCGGAGGAGGAGGACGAGGAAGAGGAAGAGGAUAAGAUGGACAUUGCAGCGCCUGGCCUUUCCGCUGGCGGCUUCGACUGGACCGGCGAGACUCUUGACGCCGGCCAGGACCAGGACGAGGGUGAGAGUGACGGUGAAGGCAAGCAGAAGAAGAAGAAGCGAAGAAAGGCCGAGAUCCAGGUUGACCGAACCGGCGACUUGGAUGCCCAGGGCCCGCAGUCUGUUGCAGACUAUGAACGUCUCUUGCUCGGCCAGCCUGACUCGUCCUACUUGUGGCUCAGCUAUAUGGCCUUCCAGCUCCAAGCCAACGAAGUGAGCAAGGCGAGAGACAUUGCCGAGCGGGCUCUCCGCACCAUCAACAUUCGCGAGGAGACUGAGAAAAUGAACAUCUGGGUCGGUCUGCUUAACUUGGAGAACACGUACGGUACUGAAGACAGCGUCGAAGAAGUCUUCAAGCGUGCCUGCCAGUACAAUGACUCUCAGGAGAUUCACCAACGUCUCUCCAGCAUUUACAUUCAGUCUGGCAAGAACGAGAAAGCAGACGCUCUGUUCCAAUCUCUCGUCAAGAAAUUCUCCCAAGAUCCCAAAGUCUGGCUCAACUAUGCCACUUUCCUCGCCGACGUCCUGGCCGCCCCAGACCGCGCCCGCGCUCUCCUCCCCCGUGCCAUGCAGGCCCUCCCCAAACACGCCCAUCUCGACCUCACUUUGAAGUUUGCCCAGCUCGAGUUCCGCUCCCCCCAUGGCGACCCCGAGCGUGGCCGCACCAUUUUCGAAGGUCUCCUGACCACGUUCCCGAAACGGCUCGACCUGUGGAACGUCUUGCUCGAUCUGGAGACCCGCCAGGGCGACAAGGACCAGAUUCGCCAGCUCUUUGCCCGCGUCACGUCCUCACCCAAGCUCAAGAGCAAGCAGGCUAAAUACUUUUUCAAGCGCUGGCUCGAGUUUGAGGAGAAGCACGGCGAUAAGAAGAGUGUCGAAAUGGUCAAGGCCAGAGCGGCGGAAUAUGUUCGGAAGCAAGAAGAAAAGGAGGAGUAGGACAUGUGAUUGUUGAAUUUUUAGAUUUAAAAGUUUGUUUUAUUUGUUUGUUAUUAUUAUUUCAAGUUUGUCUCUUUUAUUUUUAUUUUGUCCGUUUUUACUUUUCCUGCUCGAUCUGUAAACAUCGGGAUGAUGGCGUUUCUCCUCUUUUUCCCUAUUGGUAUCAGCAUCAGUUUUGUAUUUCUAUGUACCUACAUGGCUC
This is a messenger RNA of Xylona heveae TC161, 5759 nucleotides long. RefSeq names its product nucleic acid-binding protein. Gene Ontology annotation, molecular function: RNA binding; protein binding. Gene Ontology annotation, cellular component: nucleus; nucleolus; small-subunit processome. Gene Ontology annotation, biological process: rRNA processing. The coding region runs from base 98 to 5557 and encodes 1819 amino acids. The transcript has 3 exons. The record is from RefSeq and is a predicted model, not a curated record. NCBI's taxonomy places the organism in Eukaryota, Fungi, Ascomycota, Xylonomycetes, Xylonales, Xylonaceae.